UUUAACCACUUUUUCAUGCCUUGCCUUAAUUAUUACAUUUUGUCACCUAUAUUUGCUUAAUUCCUAUUUGAUCUGCAUUUAACAAGCAAGAACUAUAAAUGGCAGAAAAAAAUGAAUCCAAUAAUAGUGAAGAUGGAAGGUGGACUCUUCAAGGGAAAACUGCACUUGUUACUGGAGGCACUAAAGGCAUAGGAUAAAUAAUGUAGGUACACAGAUGGGCAAGCCAGCUACAGAGUUCACUGAGGAGGAUUACUCUAUUAUCAUGAUAACCAAUUUUGAAGCUUCUUACCACAUCUCCCAAAUUGCACAUCCAAUUUUGAAGGCCUCAGAAAGUGGUAGCAUUGUCUUCAUCUCUUCUGUUGUUGGGUUUGUGGCAUUUCCAGCAAGUUCCAUCUAUUCAGCAAGUGAAGGAGCAAUAAAUCAACUUACAAGGAACUUGGCUUAUGAAUGGGCUAAAGAUAAUAUUCGAGUAAACGCAGUCGCACCUUGGAUUAUUAAAACACCCCUCACCGAAGUAAUAAAGAAAGAUCCAUUAAUUAAAGAACAUAUGAAAAAAAAUAUUAGUAGAACACCAAUUAGCAGAGCUGGAGAACCAAAAGAAGUUUCAGCAAUGGUGGCAUUUUUUUGUUUCCCUGCUGCUUCAUAUAUUACUGGUCAAGUUAUAUGUGUUGAUAGUGGACUCACAAUCAAUGGUUCUUAUUAAUUAUUUUAUUUUAUGUCUUGAAUAAUAAUAAUGUACUUGAAUUAUUUGUAAGAUGAACCUUUUAUUAAUUAGUUUAGAGCCCGUUUGGGUAGGCUUAAAAAAGAAGCUUUUAA
Solanum pennellii is the source of this 816-nucleotide messenger RNA. Its product is annotated as tropinone reductase 1-like. The record is from RefSeq and is a predicted model, not a curated record. The transcript is spliced from 4 exons. Bases 215 to 703 code for a protein of 162 amino acids. Lineage: Eukaryota; Viridiplantae; Streptophyta; Magnoliopsida; Solanales; Solanaceae. Gene Ontology annotation, molecular function: oxidoreductase activity.